AUGAUCGCCACCGGUGGCCUGCUGCGCAUGAACAGGCGCCAGGAUUCCCUCCGCUCUAAAAACCGGGCGGAAAACAAAAGGAAGCGGAAAUCCAAGAAAAAGAAGAAGAACGAUGUGGUGGUGGUGAAGGGGAAGCUCAACCUGUGCUCGCCGGCCGGGUUCGUGGCUGCUGUGGGAGUUGUAGUUCUCAUGGUGGGGAUUUCCAUGGCCGUACUGGGCUACUGGCCCAGCCAAAGCCAGCAGCAUAACAGGAUGAGCUACUCCAAAAGUCAGCCUGUUUCCUCUAACUUGACCCGUGAUAAGCCUGCCUCCGGACAGACCAGAUUAUCCAACCAGAGCCAUUCUAACAGCAGCGCCCCUGACUCCUCCCCUAACUGUGGCUUCCUGUGUCACUUCCUGAAUAACUACCUGUACUCAGACAAUCUGAAAGUCUUUGGUCCGCUGGUGAUGGGUAUCGGCAUAUUCCUUUUCAUCUGCGCCAAUGCAGUCCUCCACGAAAACCGAGACAAGAAAACCAAAAUCAUCAACCUGAGGGACAUCUACUCCACGGUUAUAGAUCUGCACAGCAUACGGUCAAAGGAGUACUCGCCUCUCAACGGGUUGGUGAACUACACUCAGUCGAGGAGCGCUGAGGGCCAGUUGGGCUCGUUCCCUGCGAGCGGGAUGCUUACUCGCAGCUCCUGGCCCUCCACAGGCCUCGGUUUCCAGGGUGAGUUGGGCGGCGAGGAUGUUUUGAGACGGCCGUCGUUGGCCAGCAGGCCUCGGAGCUGGUCCAGAGACGUCCAGACCUUCACGGACACUGUCUACAGCAUCUACAAAGACUACAGCAACAGCAGCGAGCAGGCCCCGCAGCCGCGACAGUGGGAGACCACCUCCAUCGUCACCUCCUCUGUGAACGCUUUCACCCUCCCUGUGAUCAAACUGAACAACUGUGAGGUGGAGGAGUCGGAGAGAGCGGAAGCGGAGGGACGCUCAGAGGAAGGGGUCGUCAUUGAGGCGGCUGCUGAAACCAUUAGCGAGGAAGGACAAACCAGCAGCAGUCCCACUCAAGAGACAUUCACCAAGGACAAGGAAUCCUCAACAACGGAUUCCACCUCGCUGCAUCAGAGCCUAGAGGAAGUAACCAUAGACACAGCUGACCAACAGGGAGCGCCACAGGCUCAGCCUCAACCACCGUGGACCCAGCUGUUUCCUCCAUCACCUGUUGCCAGGGCAAUGGGGUCGCGACUGUCGCUCAACUCCCUCACAGAUCAGCCCCGGUCUGUGCGCCGCUGCAGCCUGUCUGUGUCUGUGAGUCGUCAAGGCGACAGAACCAGGCGCUUUAGCUACCCCCGUCUGGAGCGCUCUAACAGUAAGGGCUACAACAAACUGGCUGAUCUGGGGGGCGAGUCCUUCGAAGCCCCCGACACGGACACUUCUUUAGUGGCAAUGGAACAUGAAGUAGCAACCGACACAGACGCAGCAGCAGCAGCAGCAGCAGCGGAGGAGGAGGGAGCUCAGGGAGAGGACAGUCUGGUGACAUCCAGCACCUCUGCAGAAUCCUAG
This is a messenger RNA of Anoplopoma fimbria (sablefish), 1545 nucleotides long. RefSeq names its product transmembrane protein 200C. The coding region runs from base 1 to 1545 and encodes 514 amino acids. The transcript is spliced from 2 exons. The record is from RefSeq and is a predicted model, not a curated record. Lineage: Eukaryota; Metazoa; Chordata; Actinopteri; Perciformes; Anoplopomatidae.